Molecule: messenger RNA, 1971 nt
Organism: Periophthalmus magnuspinnatus
Lineage: Eukaryota; Metazoa; Chordata; Actinopteri; Gobiiformes; Gobiidae
Gene: elk3
Product: ETS transcription factor ELK3
Exons: 5
Coding region: 322-1431 (369 amino acids)
Biological process (GO): cell differentiation; regulation of transcription by RNA polymerase II
Cellular component (GO): nucleus
Molecular function (GO): sequence-specific DNA binding; DNA-binding transcription factor activity, RNA polymerase II-specific
Source: RefSeq, a predicted model, not a curated record
GAAAGGGCCGCUGAGUGCAGCAUGUGUGCAGUCGACAGCGCGUAGGCCUGCUGCGGGCCGUCAGCGCGAGAGGAGGGAGGAAAAGUCUGUUUACACAGACGGCAAACUGCCUGGGGAAUCGUCGGGGAGAGGAAGUCAGCCGGCUCUGUGUCUGCGUGCUCCAACUUCCUGCUCAGAAAAAGAAAAAGCACAGGAUCCUAUUUCAGUCCAGCACAACUCUGUAGACGAGGGCUCCAGCAGUAAGCAUGGAAAAACAAGGAAACUCUCCAGCGACGCCGUAAAGUUUCUAACAGUGACCGGACCAAGUGAGAGAGCGCAGACAUGGACAGUGCCAUCACCCUGUGGCAGUUCCUGCUGCAGCUGUUGCUGGACCAGAGUCACAAACACCUGAUCUGCUGGACAUCCACAGAUGGAGAGUUCAAGCUCCUAAAGUCUGAGGAAGUAGCCAAACUGUGGGGCCUUCGCAAAAACAAAACUAACAUGAACUAUGACAAGCUGAGCCGAGCCCUGCGCUACUACUACGACAAGAACAUCAUCAAGAAAGUGAUUGGGCAGAAGUUUGUGUACAAGUUUGUGUCUUUUCCUGAGAUCCUGAAGAUGGACCCUCAGUCCAUGGAACUGGGCAGGGUCCCACUGCAGGACACCGAGGCAGCAGAGCUGGAGUUGGAGGAAGAGGAGGAAGAGGAGGGAGAGGAGGUGCAGAGGAAGGCCCUGGGUGCCCUGGGACAGCAGCAGUGUCGCACUGACUACCUGCACUCAGGCCUAUACUCCUCCUUCAGCCUCAGCUCUCUGCAGAAGCUGAGGGAGAGACAGGACGAGCCGCGCUCUGUCAUCCGCUUUGGAAACAAUAAUAGGAGCCCUCCACCAACAUCUAAACCUGAGUCUUAUGUGUCCCCCAAACCCCUGUCCCACUCCCCUCAGUCCCCCCACAGCCACAGCUGGAGCCCAGUACAAGAGGAAGAGGACUUAGACAGUGCUCAGCCGCUCAACCUGUCAGCAGGACACAGGGAGCGGGCACAGCGGACGCCCGACAAGAGGAGGAACAGUAGUAGCUCAGGAGAUGGACUUCCCCCAAAAAACAAAAAGCCCAAAGCCCUGGACAUCUCUGCCCCGCCACUGAUGCUGGCAGGAAGUGACAUCGGCUCCAUUGCCCUCAACAGCCCUGCCCUGCCCUCCGGCUCGCUCACUCCAGCCUUCUUCACUGCACAGACUCCGUCAGGCCUACUGCUGGCCCACAGUCCGCUCCUAUCCGGGAUCCACUUUUGGAGCAGCCUGAGCCCUGUCGCCCCCCUGAGUCCGGCCCGUCUACAGGGGCACAGUUCCCUUUUCCAGUUCCCCAGUCUAAUCAACGGGCACAUGCCUGUCCCUCUGCCGGGGCUGGAAGGAAGCCCCUCCUCCCUGCUCCUGUCGCCCUCCACACACAAGUCCUGAUGCACCCACUUCAUCUCAUGUACAAUCUCCUCUUUAUCAUCAGCAGUUGCCAUCUUUAAGAGUCGUAUGCGACGCCUGUGACCUCACGUUUUUGCACUUGACUUGCUCCAGAUACCAGAGGUUAAAGCUCCUGGUAAAGCCAUACGCUGGAUGUCUGAGAGACAUCUUUGUGAAUAACUUGAGCACAUUUCCACAUGACCCUGUCCACUGUGGACAGUCGUGAGCCUGCAGCUGGGUGCAGGGAUCUCCAUUUUUAAGACUUCCUUUUCCUAAGUGUGCAUCAAAGUGGAAUGGUUUCACUUUGUAGUGUUGUAUGUAUUGUAUGCAGUAUGCACUAUGCUUCUCAGAUACCGGCUGUGCCUUGUACUUUUGUCUGUUCUAAAUUUUAAUGAAGACGAGAUUUCAAAUCAAAAACUGUAACACUUAUUGUUCCUUUUUAUACUGGACUUGGUAUACAGUAUGUAUUCUGUAUAAUUUUGUAUUAUAAAAUGUCUCAUUGUCUUUUUCAAUAAACAUAGCAUUGAAUGCUUACACAAAGUC